UUACCGAGCUCCCCACAUUUCAUGCGAGUAGUCUCCAGACAUCGCGAGGAAACUGUAGGAAACGAACAACAUGACAUUUAACGGCGCGGGAGACGCACGGGACUACGUUUCGAGUCACCCGGAAAUCGCCGAGGUCGCUCGACAAAUUCCGUUCCUUGAUCCCGCAACGGUGACAUCAAGAAUUUUCUCUGUGCGUAACGUCUUCAAACGAAAAGGCGUUGACAUCGCAAAACCCUGUUCCAGGAGUAAUGAGGCAGGAUGCAGGUUGCUUGAGCACGUGACACUCUGCAGUCGAAUCUUAUUCUCCGUUGAUGUUCAGCUCCACGAAAGUAAGCCAGGAGAGCUGAAUGUCUCGCGAAUACCGUCAAAUCAUGGCAUCUUAUCUGAGGUUGCGUUGCUGGACUCUCUGUUUCUGAUCUGCUGGCUAGUGAAACAACACCGCUGCAUACAAGGAAUAGAUCUGUACAAAACAAGCCUAUUUGUCCACUUCCCGACGGCCCUUAAACUUGCCCUCGUACACGGCUCUAACAUUAAAAGCGUCAAAGCAGGCACCCGAAAGGUAUGCGCACACCACAACGUGUUUCUUGAAGGCAUCAGACCCGAGAGCAUGCUAGAGGAUUUUAAAGCACGCUACCUCAAGCUGGAUAUCGAGUCCGCGUCACGACUCUCGGAAGGACUCAAGAGGUCACCGCAGUUGAAAUCUGUUGUCUUACACUACUGUGGCGUCAGCAAAGAGGGGAUGAAGCUCCUGUUGAAAGCACUUCAGCAGUGCAACCACUUGACGUCUCUGCAAAUCCGUGAUUACAGCUUCAAGAAAGCUGCCGCUGUGCAUCUGGCGGAAAUUGUAAAACGCAACAGCUACCUGAAGGACCUCUUUCUCUAUCACAUGCCUGACGACGUAUUAGAAAUUAUAGCGAUUGCGCUCAGAGAGAACAGUUCGAUCGAGAAUUUGAAAAUAAAUGAAUCUAAUGAUAGUGCUCGUAGUACGCCCCACAUUUCUGAGGCCUUGAAGACGAACGGGACAAUACGAACGCUCGAGCUUAAUAACUGUGGUGUGGAGGAAAGUGAUGUGGUUCAGUUUGCUCAGGCUCUCAAAGUGAACGUCACUCUCCGGAAGCUUCAACUUCGAUGGAGCAGUUUCACAGACGCAGGUGCAAGGCAUCUAGCACAAGCUCUGGAGGCAAACCAUACGCUUCGUGAACUCGAUCUCUCCUGUAACGACCUGACGGAAGUGACCCUGGUACAGUUUGUGAAGACCCUUACAGUGAACACUUCACUGGAAAUGGUGCAUCUUGGAACGAUCGCUUUCUCUGGCGAGGUUGACGAAGAGAUUGCUCAGGUUAUCAGAGCUAUCCACCAGUGUUACCACAGAAUCUCUACAAAGUGGAACACCCUCGCGCUGAACGAGUUGGCACGUCUCACUUCGCUCAACUACGGCGACGUCAAAAAGAUCUACAUCUGAUUCGUUGAGGAGACACCCAUGUUGCGGGUGAUCUCAGCACUAGAAUCAAACUGUCACGUCACGGAAGUACAUAUCGAAAGAGCUGAUCACGAGACGCCCGGAGGCGAGAUAGUUAAAGCUCUUGCGCAACUUAUCGAAAAGACCAGGUCCUUCAAGUUUCUCCGCUGCACAUGCCCUUUUGACGCUAACGCUACUUUCAUCAAGGGCCUUACAAAUAACGACACGAUCAACCGUGUCGAGCUCCUGGCCGCAUAUUUUACUACGGAAGUCGCCCGGGCGUUCGCAGCCAUGCUCGAAGCGAACACGACACUGCACGCCUUUGUCACGCAGUUCUCUUGUUACGAAGCAGGGGCGAUCAAAGUGAUUGCGAGGCACUCCCCCAAGAACUACACGCUCACCACAUUCUGGGGGGAUUCGGUGGGUUGUAACUCACGAGCACUGUGCCAGAUUUCCGACGUGCUCCGGAGAAACGAGCUGCUCCUCAAUCGUGCCACGAGGUUUGAGCUGGGCACCUGCAGGGACUGUGAUUGCAGAGAAGCAUUUCGGAUACUCUGGAGGUGCGAUUCCGUGGUGCAGCAAGUUAAGCGUGUCGCAGAGUGUACGGAAGAAGGGGCGAGGCAGUGUGUAGAAAAGGCGAAACUGCUGUUUCUGUAGAGAGGGUCUCUGCUUCCUUACGCAGCGCUUGCUGGUGCUUAUACAAAACGACUCCGUGCUACGUGGGACAGACGUAAAGUUCUUUUUUUUUUUUUUUUUCAUCAGUGCAGCAUGGGAGCAGUCACAUGCCAAACAAGAAUCAUAGCUCUCACUUCUUGGAGCUUCCGUGCUUUCGGUUUUAAUCGAGAAACAUCGAAUACAGAGGAACAUUCGAAGACCCAUGACAGAUAAAUUGCUGCAUAUGCCAGGCUUGCCAACAUGACCUUUUGUCCCGGAUCGGGUGCGCUGGUCGGAAUCUCAUUCUUCUGCCAUUGUAGGUGCCCCAACGCGCCUGUGAACCUUUUAGGGGUGUGACGUCACGUAGAAUCUCGGUCACGGGGGGGGGGG
Molecule: messenger RNA, 2503 nt
Organism: Ornithodoros turicata
Lineage: Eukaryota; Metazoa; Arthropoda; Arachnida; Ixodida; Argasidae
Product: NLR family CARD domain-containing protein 3-like
Exons: 2
Coding region: 71-1462 (463 amino acids)
Molecular function (GO): protein binding
Source: RefSeq, a predicted model, not a curated record